AUGGCCGAGACCGCCACGCGCGUUCUCUCGCUCCACUCCGCUUCAUCAUCAGAUUUGCGUUCCCCGGUGAAGCUAGUCUCUCCUCACGGGGAUGACGACUUUGGCUUACUCCUCAAGAACGGAAUGGAGCAGGCAGGGAUGCGCACCGAUGGUCUCUUUGUUCCCGGGGGUCCAAGGAAUGGCGGGGAGCGAAGGACAGCCGUCUGCUCGCUGUUGCUGGACGAUGCAGGCGACCUGAUCUCGGGUGUUGCUGACAUGGACAUUGGUCAAGCAGCUCUUGUUCCAUCAUCAAUGUCGGGCGGUCUUGAGGCGAUGCUGCAAAAGGAAAGGCCAGGCAUGGUCGUGUUCGAUGGCAACAUUGGAGCGAAACAGACGAGCGAGCUCUUGGCCGCUUGCGAGUCAUACAAUACGAAGAGCAGCACCAGAGACGGGAGCAGCAGGAUAUUGACGUCAUUCGAGCCAACCAGCGUGAGCAAGUCUACUGCCAUUCUUUCGCAUUAUGCCAAGUCGAAGGGUGCAAAGCGCAACGAGCCGAUCAGUUUUGCGACACCGAAUGCCGUCGAGCUGCAAGAGAUUCAUUCCAAAGCCGUCGAAAUUGGCAUCGUCGCACCAACUGCUGGCCAAGCGUCAGCGACCCCCAUAUUGAAUUUUUUGCCAUCGGUAUUGGAUCCUUUAACAGUUGCCAAAGCGUGCUCUUUGGUUCAAGCAGGCAUUUUCUCCACCAUCCUACUGAAAGUGGGUCGCCAUGGCGUCGUCACAAUUGACGCCAGUAGGGUACAACACCAUCCGAUCCCGGCAGGUGAGGUCCGGUUUGUCAACACAACGGGCUGCGGGGAUAGCUUCGCUGGUGCAUUCGCAGCUACAAUCUCACAUCUGCUAUCCAAACGUGAAGUUGAGGCUGUGAAGCCAGGUAAGCCAGCCUGGCAUGUCAUGAUUGACAAAGCGGUCAACGUGGGACAGUUGGCGGCAAGAAAGACGCUGGCGUCAACCCAAGCCGUUGGCGAAGGGAUGCACUUGCUUCUCGACGACAUAAUCUGA
Molecule: messenger RNA, 1038 nt
Organism: Ustilago hordei
Lineage: Eukaryota; Fungi; Basidiomycota; Ustilaginomycetes; Ustilaginales; Ustilaginaceae
Exons: 1
Coding region: 1-1038 (345 amino acids)
Source: RefSeq, a predicted model, not a curated record